AUGAAUGUUUUAAAACAAUUACAUUUUCAAAUUAUUGAUAAAAGAAUAUUUAAUAUCCGAACAAUGAGGAGUGUAGCUAAAAUGGAUUCUGGAAAGAAUUCUCUACAAUUAAGAAGACCAGAAAAGCGUUUACUUAAAUUAAAAUUUGAUCAUAUACCUAUAAAGGAUCAAGUUGUAGUUAUGUUUCCUGGUUAUGGUACUCAAUAUUUAACUAUGGGACGUAAUGUGAUUGACAAUCCAAAUAGUAAAAGGCUUUUUGAUCAGGCAAACGAAUUUUUGAAAUUUGAUUUAUUUGAUCUUUGCCAAAAUGGUCCAAAGACUAAACUUGAUCAAAUAAUUUAUUCUCAACUGGCAAUUUUUGUUUCUUCCCUCGCAGCUUUUGAAAAAUUGAAAACAGAACAGCCAGAUAUAAUGGACCAUGUUGCUGGUUUUGGACAGGGUGAAUUCUGUGCAUUAGUAGCUGCAAAUGUUAUCAAUUUUGAUGAUGCCUUAAAAAUAAUGAAGAUUUAUGCAGAUGCUAUUGAAAGAUCAAAAGGAGAGCUUCCUCUUUGCGAAUUGGCAGGUUAUUUAUUUUGCCAUGUGAAGAUAAUUGCUGGGACAAUGAAAAGUCUAGAAUUCCUUAAUCAACAUGCUAGCCAUUUUAAAUUUCAGAUACUCAAACGUUUGCCAAUUUAUGGUGCCUUUCACACGACACUAAUGAACGAAGCUGCAAAUGAUGUUAGGGAAUACUUGGAAGGAAUUAAUGAAAUAAAUAUUCCUUGUAUAAAUGUUUACUCAAACUACACGGGAAGACCUCACUUAUUCCAAAUAAAAAGAAUAAAACGUGAUGUUGUCAGACAAAUUACAAAUCCAAUUAAAUGGGAACAGAUUGCACAACUUCUUUUUCAAAAGAGACAGAAUUUUCCCUCCUAUAUUGAAGUUGGGCCAGGUAAACAACUUGGAAAUAUUCUAUAUAAUAUUGGAAAGAAAACUAGAAAUACAUAUAUACAUUAUCCCCCUUAA
This is a messenger RNA of Meloidogyne enterolobii, 1002 nucleotides long. NCBI's taxonomy places the organism in Eukaryota, Metazoa, Nematoda, Chromadorea, Rhabditida, Meloidogynidae. The record is from the annotation of a GenBank genome assembly.